This is a messenger RNA of Aspergillus caelatus, 1270 nucleotides long. RefSeq lists its product as uncharacterized. Bases 251 to 907 code for a protein of 218 amino acids. The record is from RefSeq and is a predicted model, not a curated record. Lineage: Eukaryota; Fungi; Ascomycota; Eurotiomycetes; Eurotiales; Aspergillaceae. The transcript has a single exon.
GGCAUGCUACGCUCCUUAACGCCUCUAUUCCUUUCGGCUAGCUCAGAUAUGAUAUUUCUAAAUUAGCCUGCAACUAGAGUCCCAUGCAAUUUCAAUGUGAGCCACAAGCUUACGGCUGGUCGUUGUUAAAUAGAGGCCAUGGCCGCUCAUAUUCGAGUUCGUUCUUUAUGCCAUACAAUCACACUCCUUUGAAUACUUUCGUUCACGUCAUUCCUUUAGAUCAAUUUUUUUUAUCACGUGUAUUUAUAUUAUGUUCCGUCAACUUACACUCCUUGUCGCUUCGGCCUCACUGGCCUUGGCUGCCACCAUCCCUUUUGUCCCCCGGGGCACAGGCGCAGGCAUUACUCCUCACGUGCAGUACUCCUCCUCAGUCGGCGUUGUCGGCUGCAAGAUCAACACCAACCGUGUGGCCUAUUGGCCCAGCGCGGUCGACUGCAAUGACAUCUGCGUCAAGGUCACCUACAAGGACCGCUCCCUCCACAUCCUCAAGAUUGAUACCUCUGGCGGCGCGUACGAUAUAUCAUAUGACGCUUGGAACUACCUCGCCUUCGGCAAAUCUGCAAAAGACGACCCGCAUACUGGAGGUGCUAUUCAUAUGAAGUAUGAGGUCGUCGACCCUAGCAAGUGCGCCGAUCUCAUGGACAACGGCAAGCUGCCCCUCUCGGCAGCCAACAGCAUGGACUUUCUCUCUUCAUGUCUUAGCCAGCCCGACAGUUUUGUCGCCCAAAACCACGAGUUGUACAACAUCGCCGACCCUGUCUGCCACUAUGGCGUUGAUGAGGUGUGCAGCCUCGACCUCUCUGUCAGCAACCAGCCCUCGUGUCCCAGUGGUCUCGGCAGCACAGCUCCGCUAGACGAGCCGGUGUAUAACAUCGAGUUCGGAACCGGCAAGGAGGUCGUCGCCUAAGAACAUUCUCCCCUAUCUCGCGCAAAGCUGUAUAUCCCUGUCUCAAUGUAGAUACUCAAAUGUACUAGAAUGCUCAAAGUUGCCAUGAGUAUCACAGAUCCAAAUACGUGAGAGGCUGCGAGUUGAUAUUAUCCCGGAUCAGAAACUGCCAGAAGUGAAAAUCCGCCAAGCCACUUACAUUUUAUAGGGCAAAUCUAUGGCACGAAUGCCAACCACAACUAGGUCCAAGUUUUAUAAUUUUACUGUGUUUAGGCCUCGUCGCACGUCGGUUCCUAAUGUUGCACUCAAGAAUAUUCCUGUAAACCCACGGGUUAAUAUACCUAUUCUGUAAGUUAUCUGCGAAGAAUCUAUGUCAGUAUAAAU